CGCGUAAACAUACGCACGGCGCACGCGUGACAGCCGGGUGUUUGCCGCCAAUCUCCCCGGCAUUUUUCAGAGUUCGACAGAGUGUGGUGGAGAGAACGAGGUAUCAAUUGGUAUUUGUAUCCGUCCGCGAUCGCGGACGUAGAAUAGAGGAGAGAGAAACGUAAGCGUAAGUCUUGUUUCGCGCGAAUGCGGUUACGUGCCGCACGCUUUUCUUCUCCGCCUUACCUCGCGUCGCUCGUUUCGUUCUCCCGGCCGUCAGCCUUCCCUUCGACGCCUCUCGUUCCCUUUCACUUUCGUUGACGCUUUCGCGAGAAUCGGACGCAGGGAGCGUUUCCUACAGCUUCGUGCCCUCCCGAUCGUCCCGCAGCGAUGUCGCAGUACAGGGGUCCGAGGCCCGGUGGCAUGUCCGACGAGGAAGACGAGUACGGCGAGGACGACGACGUCUUCUUCCCCGUCGAGGAGAAGGAGUCCGUCGUCAAAGAGCGCACUCCGUGGAAGGAGGAGGGGAAGAAGGAGACGAGAGCGGACGAUCUCGAGGUGGCGACGUACAACGACAACGACGAGCGUACGCAACGCGACUACGAGGAUCGCGUUGUGAAGGCAUGCACAAUGGGACAUUUGGCAGUGGUACAGGAAUAUGUUGAACAACAUGACGUCAAUAACUUUCUGUACACCGGAUGGACCGUAUUGUUAUACGCGACUUCGUCGUUGGAACUGGAAAUAGUGGAGUAUCUUUUAACACACGGUGCAAAUCCGAAUAAGCAUAAAGAUGGAUUUACACCUCUCAUGGCGCUGUGCAAUUCCACAAAGGCAACGACGGAAAAAUCUCUGAAAUGUCUUGAACUGUUAGUGAAAGCAAAUGCCGAUGCAAAUGCUAUAAAUAAGCGAAGGGAAACGGCUCUAAUGUACGCCUGUAUGUCGCAGAGUGCGGAAUUUGUCUCCGAGCUUAUAAAAUACGUGCAUGACGUUAAUGCUUGCGACAGCGAUGGGAAAACUGCAUUGAGCUACGCCGCUGCAGCUAAUCAGCCCGAUAUCGUCAAGAUCCUCUUGUCGCAUAACGCGCAUACGUCACUGACAGACAAGGACGGUUCAUCCGCCAAGGACAUCGCGGAUGCAAAAGGAUUCACAGAGAUAUCCGCUCUGUUGGAUAAUAAUGAAGAGGAGGUACUGAAUCAUUGCGAAAUAUCAGAGAUGGACACUUGGAAAAAUUUUUUUCCCUCUGUGUAUCCUAAAAAAAAGGAAGUUUUACAUUUAGACGUGUCGAUAAUGCUAUAUGGAAUGGGUUUGGAACAAUACGCCAAAGAAUUUCAAGGAAUGGAUAUUAAGACCUUUUUGCAAUUGACAGAGGACGAUCUUUGCCAAUUGGGAAUAGAUAUUACUGUACACAGAAAAGAUUUCCUAGAUAGUCUGGAAAAAUUUCAUAGCAGAAGGUGGCGUAUAGAGAGUUUUGGCAAUAUUAAGAAAAAUCAUUCGUAUACAAUUUACGACGGUAUAGUAUCAUUGACGAAUGCAAAGAAGCAGAUUGGCGUGAUAGCUUCCAGUUUCCAGUAUCUCAGAAAUAAUUUGGUGAAAACUGCAAACGAAAAAAUCUAUAUGCGCGCCGAGAAAAAAGAGGAGUACGAGGAAAAACUGAGAAAGACGCAAGAAACGUUGAAACGCCUGAAGAAAGAGAUAGUACAAAUUAAGAAACUAGCCCACGAGAUCGACAAGGAAGAUGAUAUGGUUGUACCGCCAACCUGGAUUGGUCCCGAGAGUAAACACAAUUUGAUUAUAGCAAUCGAUCGGACUGUAACAAUAAGCAUUACAUUAAUGGUAGGACUGUACUUGUGCAGAAAUACGUAUGUUCAAAGAUUGUGGAAUAUGUGUAAUAUUAGGCUAUUUUCAUUGCUUCGUUUUACGUAACCUUGAUAUUUCUACG
This is a messenger RNA of Wasmannia auropunctata (little fire ant), 1918 nucleotides long. It is a transcript of the gene Gasz, whose product is annotated as ankyrin repeat, SAM and basic leucine zipper domain-containing protein 1. Gene Ontology annotation, cellular component: pi-body. The transcript is spliced from 9 exons. Gene Ontology annotation, biological process: piRNA processing. The record is from RefSeq and is a predicted model, not a curated record. Gene Ontology annotation, molecular function: protein binding. Bases 370 to 1902 code for a protein of 510 amino acids. Lineage: Eukaryota; Metazoa; Arthropoda; Insecta; Hymenoptera; Formicidae.